Molecule: messenger RNA, 1496 nt
Organism: Pseudophryne corroboree (corroboree frog)
Lineage: Eukaryota; Metazoa; Chordata; Amphibia; Anura; Myobatrachidae
Gene: GPA33
Product: glycoprotein A33
Exons: 7
Coding region: 212-1201 (329 amino acids)
Cellular component (GO): plasma membrane
Source: RefSeq, a predicted model, not a curated record
AGGAUAGGAGGGGCAGGUGGGUGAGGAGGACAGGCAGAGACUAGAAGCCUAUUGCCAGCCGCCAUUGGCUGAUACCUGCAGGAAGAGAGAGGUUUAGGGAGGGACCAUCCACCUGAGGCUCAGUGUGAGCUGACUCUGAUCCAACCUGCGACUGUAGUCCUAGUGAUUUAUACCCUGGGUGACUGGAGAACAGGGCACACAGACCCCAACCAUGCAGAGAAGAGACACAGUCGUCUGCUACCUGUGUACAGCGUUUGUGGCCAUUUCUGCCAUCACUGUGCAGACGCCGAAAAAAAUAGCUGAAGCUCCGCGAGGGGGAAGUAUGGCGCUACCAUGUACCUACCAAACCAGUGAGGCGGACAGGAUUGGAGCCAGCGUCGAGUGGCAGAAGUUACCUGAAGAGAAUGAAGUUAUUGCUGCCUUCUAUGGAAGUCUCAACCACAGCGAUCCCUCUUAUGAAGGGCGAGUGUCAUUCACUGGCAAUGUGUUUGGUAGUGAUGCCUCAAUUCUUAUUGAUAAACUGACGAUGGAGGAUAAUGGUACUUACCAGUGCGAAGUGAAGAUUCCCAGAGAUCGAACCGGCACACGUCAGGCUAAAAUGGACCUUAUUGUCUUAGUGGCCCCAUCCAAACCGGACUGCGGCAUUGUGGGAACCGCAGAAUAUGGCCAGGUCAUCACACUGACUUGCAACUCCAAGGAGGGGUCCCCCAUCCCCCAGUAUGCAUGGAAGAGUUACACCCCGCAAGAUGUGCAACGGGUAAUACCGCAGACUGCAGUCAUAGACGGAGGACAGCUGACGUUGAAAAAUAUUUCCAUGGACUCGUCCGGAUUUUUUAUUUGCACGUCCACCAAUAGGAUUGGAGAGGAGUUCUGCAAUCUCACACUAGCCGUGAUGCCACCCUCCAUGAACAUUGCGUUGUACGCUGGAGCGAUUGGCGGGAGUGUGGCUGGGAUCAUAGUCAUUGGAAUAAUUGUCUAUUGCUGCUGCUGCAGAGAUAAAGGGAACGAGGAGGAUUAUGAGAUGGCGGAAGGAGAAGAAGACCCAGACGAGCCCCCACAAAAAAGUCAAACAAAGCAGCAGCAGCAGCAGUAUUACCAUGAUGAUGAAGGCGACGAUGACUUAGAGGAGAGUAACGAGCACAAACCACCUAUGCCUCCAGCAAACAAACCACGUUUGGUUAUUGAUCCAGUAAAUGCCUAAAUUAGCCAAUACAAAACUUUUUUUUCAUCCUUUUUAACAUUUUGAAACAAGCAUGUGAAAUAUUUGUAAACAUUUUAACUACUUGAGUAGUGAGAGAGACGAAAAAUAAAGUGUAAUGCACAGAUGUCUGCACAGUGAUGGGCUCUUUUCUGGCACAAUAUUUUUUACAGUAGGUGUCAAAGGAAUACCACCAAGUUGUUGUUGUUUUUUUUUUUUUUUAAAUAUUCCUUCUAGAACAAUAUCAAGUUAUCUCAUCAGUUGAAUAAAGCCGUUUAUAUUUGUGUGUUAUUAUAUA